This is a messenger RNA of Symbiodinium natans, 507 nucleotides long. The record is from the annotation of a GenBank genome assembly. NCBI's taxonomy places the organism in Eukaryota, Dinophyceae, Suessiales, Symbiodiniaceae.
AUGUCGGCCUUGCAGCAUGCCUGCGCGACGGGAGGCCGCGAUGCCGUGGAUAUGCUCCUGACACUGGGGGAAGGUCGCCUAGACCUGACGGGUUCGCUACAUGCGGCCACGCUGCUUCAAGGAGGUACACAUGCCAUGGUUGCCAAGUUGAUUCAAGCACGGGCAGAUGUGAACGAGCAGCUGAGCCUCCAGCCGUUCACGAUGCUGGGUCUGUUCUGUAACCUGAAGGGCUUGGAGUUCAGAUUGAAGAACCCAACGAGGCUGCGCACCUUCGGCUAUCACCAUCACAGGGCAACGCCCCUGAUGGUCGCCAUGCUCGUCGGAAACUUUGAGGCUGCUGCUGCUCUUAUUUCUUUCGGUGCGAGCCUAGACACGCCGAAUUCCAGAGGGAUUAUGGCCGCGGAUCUAGUUCGCGCCGGGUCUACGCCCCAACUCCUGAAAGACGCAGCGUCGGGCCAUCUUCCACUCUCUGCCAUUGCAGAGGACUUUGACACCUUUGAGAUAUAG